Messenger RNA from Cylicocyclus nassatus, 451 nucleotides. NCBI's taxonomy places the organism in Eukaryota, Metazoa, Nematoda, Chromadorea, Rhabditida, Strongylidae. The record is from the annotation of a GenBank genome assembly.
GAUAAUGUCUUGGGCGGAUCUCGUCAACAAUAACCUCGUCGGCUCUGGUAAUGUCAGUAAAGCGGCCAUAUGCGGAUUUGAUGGUUCAAUCUGGGGUAAAAGCGAUAAUUUCAAGAUUACGCAAGAAGAGGCAGCAGCUGCUGGACGGGGUUUCGCCAACAAAGACGGUUUGUUGGGCACCGGAUUGAAGUUCGAAGGCGAAAAAUAUUUCGUCUUGAACGCCGAUGAUGACCGAGUAAUCGGAAAGAAAGGCUCACAAGGAUUUUUCAUAUAUAAAACGGGACAAGCUGUUAUAAUAUCAAUCUACGAAGAAAACGGUGAGAGCAAUACGGUACCACAUCAUGUUACGUUUCUGCUUACUUGCCGCAUUACAAGACGGUUUUGAAGCAACCAAAUGACAAUUAUUCUAAGUGUCUUGUAUUAAGUCUUUUGCAUAAUUUACAUUUACGCA